Molecule: messenger RNA, 3337 nt
Organism: Lytechinus pictus (painted urchin)
Lineage: Eukaryota; Metazoa; Echinodermata; Echinoidea; Temnopleuroida; Toxopneustidae
Product: protein PFC0760c-like
Exons: 3
Coding region: 448-2136 (562 amino acids)
Source: RefSeq, a predicted model, not a curated record
AAUGGAAAGCAGGACCCCAGCAGCGGUGACAACACCAUUCAUACCAAGCCAUGCAGGAAACACAGAGUAUUGUUGGUAACCAAGGAAUGUACAUAUUCCAUGCAUCACCGGUCAUUUGAUUGGCGACGUGUACUGUCGCAGGUGAACUGCUGAUAUUAUCUUCAGCAGUAAUUACCAUCCUUGCAAACAUUUGAGUUGAGAUCUUAACUUGAAAAAAACUUGAAUUACAAAUUGUGUUACCCAAAUCAAAUGUAGUGAUAGUUACAGAAAAUGGUUGCCAUGUUCUGCAGAUGCUACACUAGAGGAGUCAAAAGAAACCAGCAAAAACUAGAUGUUCAUGGAAUCAAACAAGAAUGCUUCAUCAAUUAAACAAGCUUCAAUCGCAUGCCCCAUGUGAUUUGAUAUCAAUCAACUGAACGUUAAAGGUCUUUCCAUGGCGAGUUCAAGAUGAGACCAGUCAUGAUUCUACCUUCACUCAAUACCAUGGACAAGCCUGGGGUACAGGCAGCCUCAACCUCCGAUGUCAGGAAACUGGCUAAUCGCUGCUGGAGCACCAACCCCCAAACCAAGACACUCUCUGAGCCUGUACAAAGAUCAGGCCAGCAGGGGAGCAGACCAACUAGCAUACGUUCCCUACCUAUACUACCAUCCCAGAAGACAUUUAACCAUCAUGUUACUGUACCACCUAGAACACCUAAUCAAGAUAGACAAAGCCAAAGGGGUCUUAGAGAUUCUCACAUGGAACCUUUCCCUGCCAUCCAAAGUCAGUGCAGGACAGCAUCACGACAAAGUAGCCUCUCUUUACCCAGGAGUGAUGUAAGCAGAGGAAGUAAAAGAAAGAGAAGGAAGCCUUUGAAGAGAUACAGGGAAGUCUUUGUAUGGGACCACAGAACUAGAACUUGCUCAGAACCCGGAAUGAAAAUUGCAAAUGGAACUCUUCCUUCUGUCGGAACAGAAAAUCCAUUGAUGUUGGCCACAGACAAUCAGGCACGCACUUUAUACACUCCAACAGGACAAGCAAGACAGAAAAGGAAGCAAAGGGCACAAGGUCUCCUGGGAAUGUUAGAGAGGCCACUGAAACUUGAUCAGCUUUGCAAGACCCCUGUCCCAAAUACAGCAUGGACCAGCGAGAGCACCGACGAUUCACCCUUCCCAUCCAAGACAAUCGUUCUUCCACCUAUAGGUCAAUAUAAUGAGGAACCAGGAGGGGAAGAAGGGUUGAAAGGUUUGAGCCAGAAAAACAUGACUGAACAAAUGCACAAGAAAUCAGUGAAGAAGAUGGAUAAGGGAAUAAAGAGCUUGAAGUCCAGGAAGAAGAUGGGGAAGGAAAAGUUGAAGCUGAAGGAUGUUGAAGUGCAGCAUCAAGGUACAGGAAAUGGUUCUGAGCAUGAUAGUGAUGGGUACACUCAAGAAGACCUUGAGGACACUAGUGGGUCUGAUUCUGAUCAUGAUGGUGAUGACGGCAACAGUGACAUGGGAUGGACAGAUGACGACUACGAUGAUGAUGAUGAGAGUGGGGGAUUUCUCAUAGCUAGUCGAAUAAAUUCACAAAUGAGAAAAUCAGCUUGCUCUACUAGUCAAUUUUCAAGAGCUUCUGGAUUUACAAUGAACUCUGUAGAAAUAAAGAGAUCUGGAGAUAAUAGUGAUGAAUAUGAUGGUGAGAAUGAUGAGGAUGAUGAUGAAAACAGUAAUGAUGGUGCUGAUGAUAAUGAAGACAGUAUUGAUGGAUCACAGGUAGAGAACAAUUCAACUGAUCAAGAUGACGAUGAUGAUGAUAAUGAAGAUGACGAUGAGGAUGAAGAAAUGGAAGACAAUAAUAGCAAAGAUGACAACAGUUCUGAUGCAGCCCAAGAAGACGAUGAUCUGCUCAGCCAUAUGGAUAUUGAGGAUAUUGAUAAUGACACAAUAAAAGAUUCUGACGAUGAAGAGGAUGAAGACAUGUUCGUCAGAGUCAGUGACUAUGGUGACAGUGAAGAUGAAAUUGAAGAAGAAAAUACCACUGCUGCAGGUGACACUGCAACUGAAAAUUUUGAAUCUGAAAUGGAGGGUGAUGACAAUGAAGGUGAUGAUAUUAGUGAUGAUGAUGACGAUGAUGAUAAUGAUGAUGAUAAUAAUGAUAAUGUUGAUGAUAAAUGAUAACAAACCUGGUAACAUUGUGUCUCAUUCUUAAAAUAUGAAUAACAACACAUUGCCAAUCCAAAUUGAAAUGAUUUUAAUGGAAAUUGUUAAUGUUUCAAGUUUUCAAAUGUUAAGAAAGUAUAUUAUUGCUGCUCUCAAUCAGAUUAUCAUUGCACAAUCUAUUCAGCAAACAAAGAGCCUGUAAAAAUCUGCAAAAUAUUUCAAUUAAAAGUUUAGGUAAUCAUUUUGUCUUUGCUUUCUUUUCUUUUGCAAAAGUUGUGAAUUUAUUGCUCUUUUGUAAAUUAGUGAAGACAUAUGUUAUGUCAGUUCCCCGUCUAUAUGAUCUUUAAUCUAUUCUUGUCUUUACUUUUUGUUGUUUUGUUGUUUGCUGCUUGUGAUUUACUAUUGUUUGUGUACAUGUACAUUUGUACUAUACCAUCUUUGUUGCUGUUGUUUAAUUGUUUGUUUUUCCAUGACCCUAAAAGGCAUAAAUAUGUUUUGUUAAGAAAAAUGGCAAGAACGGGAUUGAACAUGGCUCUCAUAAUGAUCAAACACAGUAUGUAUGAAGGAUAGCACAUUGCAAAUGUAAUGUCAAUAAAGUAUAUUGAACCAAGAAUGCUAAAAAAGAGAAAUAUUUGUCAAUUUUUAUUGGAUAACUAUUGUAUAAUAUGAACUUUUCAAAGACCUGUGCCAGUUCAAGAAUACUGUGAAAACAUGAAGUGAAUUCAUCUGAUAUUAAUUUGUCUUCCAAUAUAACUGAUCUAACAACAACUGCAUAAAAGUAAAAUUUUUAAACAAAAUAAAAACUAACAGAAUGUUAUUUGAAAAAGGGGAAAGGGGACAGGUACUUAUGAGUUAAAAAAGAAAAGAAGAAACCGUUAUGCUUCUUUUUUAGACCAUCAUACGUUUUAAAUCAUACACAUGGUCCUUUCUUUAUAUCGUAAUACUUCAUGAUUACUAUACAGGGCUCCGUAACACAAAGGUUAGUGACUAAUCGCUUAAUGAACUGACCUAUCAAGACCUUUGUUGCAUGCGCAAUUUGCUCAGUUGACUGACUAGGAACCAAUCAGAAUCGUUCUUUCAAAUUUAAAGAUUAAUCGCAAAUCUUUGUCUGCUUAACAUUGGUUUCUUCAGUGUAUUUGAAAUCUACAUGUACAGUAUAUGUUUUGUAUAAAACAUUUGGAAAAUUAAAAUGCUAUGCAAUGAAUUUUAGAAACUU